UGAGUUCAGGACAGUGAGGGCUACACAGAGGGUCUCCCAAACAAACAAACAGCAACAACAAAAAAGACAAAACCCAAAGUCUGUGUUAGAGAGGCAUAAAUAAGGAACAAAAUGACUAGAGAGCUAACUUAGCCACUGUCAAGUAACUAGUGAGACCCAAAAGAAAGUCCCUAUUUUAACCCCAGUGAAAUAUCCUCAGAAGUAACAGAAGGAAGAAGGUCGAUGUUACAGCCUCAGAUUGGAAUGUGAAAGCCAUUUUGAAAGAAAAUGGGAUAAAUGAAAUCAUGAAUGAGAGCGAAAGAAGAAGAAAUGUUCAAAAGCAGUGGUGUGCAUCUGGGAGCAGUAGAGAGAGCUCAGGCCAGAAGAGUGACUCAUGAGAGGUAGUAGAGGAAAGUGGAAUGUGUGAGUCACGCUGUGAGGUUUCCUUCUGGCAGCUGCACACUUGCAGUAAGUACAAGAGAGACGAGAUUGCUGAAGAGGCUGUCACAGCCUGAAUUUACGAGUGUGAGGAGAGCCUUCCCUCUCGGUUUGCUUUCUAUUUAUCUCAUGCCUUUCUAGAUUAUUCCAGCCCAAAAUAUUUCAGAUGCCACUCCCUUAUUCUUACUUCAUCCAUAUUUUAGGCAUACUGUUAUUAUUAUAGAUUAGAUUUCAGUUUUUAUUAAGCUCCACAAUUUGUCAUGCUCAGCCAGGGCCACAUGACCUUAUUCAAAACUGAAGUGUUAGAAAAACCAGUUUGAAACAGGAUGAAAAAUUAAAGAUGAAAAAUUCAGUUUGUUCAGUUUGUGUCUCACUGUAAACUUACCUCCAGAAUGUUCUGACACUGCUUUAGAAAAAAACAAACAAACCUAACUUUAACAUAUUGGUAUCAAUAUAUUUAUUUUUCCUAUCUGCCUCCCUCCCUUCCUUUCUUUCUUGAGGGAAAUUUUAAGGCAGCUAAAAUCCUUCUGAACGCACUCACAGUUAUGAUCUCAUAAGGGCCAUGGUGAAGACAAGCAAGAGAAGAUCAUUCUCGGGCACAGAAGAGAAAGACCCAGUUGACUUUCACAGGGUGUUUGAGUUGACUCUUGAAAGCCAGUGACAGCAGAGUUCGGAUAGUUCUGGAUAGAGCUGGCCAGGCGCAGAGUCCCUCGGGUCAGUCAGAGUUGGAACUCAGCAGGAGUAGACCUGCAGACGUCCCACCUCUGCCACAGACAGAUGUGAUUGGGGGCCUUGUUUCUAAGAGAGGAACUGCAGUCUUUGUCCCCAGCUGGUGGACAGCUCGUGUGUGUCCCCUCUAAGGAGGACCAUGAAACAAGUAUUCUGUAGUGUGAGGGCAAGACUGAAGACCAGCACGGUGUGGGAGGGGCACCUGAUUCCUUUGUGGCUCUCCACAUGAGGUUGACAGAUUUGCAAUGGAAUUAGAACGGAACCGGAAUUUGAACAAUACCAUAGUUCAUGUUGACAUGGAUGCUUUCUAUGCAGCUGUGGAAAUGAGAGACAAUCCAGAAUUGAAGGAUAAACCCAUUGCUGUAGGAUCAAUGAGUAUGCUGUCUACUUCAAAUUACCACGCAAGGAGGUUUGGUGUUCGCGCAGCCAUGCCAGGAUUUAUUGCUAAGAGACUCUGCCCACAACUUAUUAUAGUGCCCCCGAACUUUGACAAAUAUAGAGCUGUGAGUAAGGAGGUUAGGGAGAUUCUUGCUGAAUAUGAUCCCAACUUUCUGGCCAUGAGUCUGGACGAAGCCUACCUGAACAUAACACAGCACCUGGAGGAAAGGCAAAGUUGGCCUGAGGACAAAAGAAGAUACUUCAACAAAACAGGAAACUCUGUAAAAACUGACCCAGAUAAACCGGGCAAGGAAGCUCACAAAGUGAAUGAGGAUGAACCGGCCAGCUCCCCACUGCUGUUUGAAGAUAGUCCUCCUGAUUUGCAACUUCAAGGAAAUCCUUUCCAACUGAACUCCGAAGAAGAAGAAGACGAUCCUCAAAUACUCCAAAAUUCAGUUGUUUUUGGAACAUCAGCUGAGGAAGCGGUGAAGGAAAUUCGCUUCAGAAUUGAACAGAAAACGACACUGACAGCCAGCGCAGGUAUUGCCCCCAAUACAAUGUUAGCAAAAGUGUGCAGUGAUAAGAAUAAGCCAAAUGGACAAUACCAAAUUCUCCCCAGCAGAAAAGCAGUGAUGGACUUCAUCAAGGACUUGCCUAUUAGAAAGGUUUCUGGAAUAGGAAAAGUCACGGAGAAAAUGUUAAUGGCUCUUGGAAUUGUUACUUGCACAGAACUCUACCAACAGAGAGCACUGCUUUCUCUCCUUUUCUCGGAAACAUCUUGGCAUUAUUUCCUUCACAUAGCCCUGGGUCUGGGUUCAACAGACCUAGCAAGGGAUGGAGAAAGGAAAAGUAUGAGUGUUGAAAGGACGUUUAGUGAAAUAAGUCACACAGAAGAACAGUUCAGCUUAUGCCAAGAGCUGUGCACUGAACUUGCUCGUGAUCUCCAGAAGGAAGGACUGAAGGGGAGAACUGUUACCAUUAAGCUGAAGAACGUGAAUUUUGAAGUAAAAACUCGUGCAUCUACAGUUCCGUCUGCUCUUUCUACUGCAGAAGAAAUAUUUGCCAUUGCUAAGGAACUGCUAAGGACAGAAGUUAACGCCGGUUCUCCACAUCCCCUGAGGUUAAGGUUAAUGGGUGUUCGGAUGUCCACUUUUUCCAACGAAGAUGACAAGAAGCACCAACAGAGGAGCAUUAUUGGCUUCUUACAGGCUGGACAGCAAGCUCUGUCAUCUCCUGGGUGUAGUCUAGACAAAACUGACAAAACUGAGUUUGUAAAGCCUUUAGAAAUGUCUCCUAAGAAGAGUUUCUUUGAUAAAAAGCGAUCAGAAAGGAUCUCGAACCAUCAAGACUCACCCAGAUGUGAAAUUGUGGAUCAGCAAGCUUUACAGCCCUCACAGCCAUCCCAAGCUUUAAAGAAGAUGAGCGAGAAUUUGGAAGCAUCGGAGAAUUCAAAUAACUGUCAGACGUUUACAUGUCCAGUUUGCUUCAGGGAUCAAGAAGGCAUCAGUCUGGAAGCCUUUAAUGAACAUGUAGAUGCAUGUCUUGAUGGGCCAUCAGCCAGUGAGAACUCAGAAAUGCCCUCCUUCUCACAUGCUUCCUCAGCAAAGACUGGUCAGAAGGAAUAUGCACACCCUUCUGUUACACUGUGUGAGAAACAGGAUCAUGAAGAUGGAGAGAUCACUUCAGCAGAUGGUGUGGAUCUCGUAGAGACUGAAGACAGCUCGUUGAAAGCAGCAAGUAUGGACACUUUAGGAAGUAAUCACAGCAAAGGGGAAUAUCCUGACAUUCCAAACCAGUCUUGUCCUAGUUCAUUGGCAGAUGAAGCUGUCAGAAUAUUAAGUAAGCAAGAAUCCAUCCAGCCCUAUACAGAUGAGGUAGUAACAGGACAAGCUCUAGUUUGUCCUGUUUGUAACCAAGAACAAAAGACUUCUGAUCUUACCCUCUUCAAUGUACAUGUGGAUAUUUGCUUAAAUAAAGGCAUUAUCCAAGAACUGAGGAAUAAGGACAUUAAUUCAGUCAACCAACCCAAAGAAAGCUCCAGAAAUACUGCAGACAGACUUCAGAAGGCUGCAAGAAGGACAAAAAGGCCGGGACUGAAGACAAAGUGUUCCACGUCAAAGAAAACAAAACCUCCAAGUCCCAGACACACCCUGGAUAUAUUUUUUAAAUGAACUUUGACCAUUUUAUCA
This is a messenger RNA of Peromyscus leucopus (white-footed mouse), 3713 nucleotides long. RefSeq names its product DNA polymerase kappa (gene Polk). Lineage: Eukaryota; Metazoa; Chordata; Mammalia; Rodentia; Cricetidae. Gene Ontology annotation, molecular function: DNA-directed DNA polymerase activity; damaged DNA binding. The coding region runs from base 1392 to 3695 and encodes 767 amino acids. Gene Ontology annotation, biological process: error-prone translesion synthesis. The transcript has 13 exons. The record is from RefSeq and is a predicted model, not a curated record. Gene Ontology annotation, cellular component: nucleus.